AGGGCUGUUCUUGCCCCGCACACAUAGCGCCGGCCUCUCAGCUGAAGGGCAGGUUGCGGCCCACUGUGUGUCGCUGUUCUGGGGGACCCCGGUUUGUGGGCGCACGUCACGUGUCCUGCGUCGUGCACGAGUCUCAUGAACGUAGAGGCGAGCUUGGUAUUUAUGUCGUGCAUGAAGAAGGACAGCGUAAGGAUCUCUUGAUUUUUGCAGUGUUUCACGCCAAAAUUGACAUGUUUGCCUGCUGCAGAGCUACAAAAAGGCUUUGUUGGGGCAAGCUUCUUUAUAUUCAUCUUGUCCAAACCAGGUCAUUGUCUGGGGCUGAUGCUGGUCAUGCUCUACGACCAUUCUAUUUUGCUGUGCACCCUGAUUUCUUUGGACAGUUCCCUAGAGAGAGAGAGGUUAAUGAAAACUCCCUAAAGAAGUUAAACGGAUAUCUGGAAAAUCUCCAAAAACCUGGCCUUCGGUCACACAAACCUGCUAAACUUACAUUUUAUGUUCGAGAAACAGUACAGAACUCUGAGAAUGACCAAGAAUCAACAAGGGACCCAGGUUUUCGAACAGUUAGCUUUACUUUAGAAUCCAGGGACCUUCUGAGUACAGUCCUGGGCAUUCUGAAUUCCUGCAGCAUGUCCACUGACCAUGUGCGAAGCGCAACAGAUAGUGUGGGAUCUACAAAAACAGCCACAUCAUCAUUCUACAGACCCAUAAAAUGGGACAAGACUUUUUACUCAUUCACUGGAUACAAGGACCCUGAGGAGGAGCUGGAGCAAGCACAGAAAGCGGAAAUAACCAUUAUUUCCUGGAUACAAAGUAACCAUAAGGUGGCACAGAAGAAGCUGAACAAUAGUAUUCCUCUAAGAGAAGAAUUGGAACGCUUGAAAAAAGAGCUAUCUGAUGAGCUGCAACUUUCGAAUGUCCGAUGGCAGAGAAGCUGGGGUAUCGCUCAUCGCUGUAGCCAACUGCACAGUUUAGGUCGUCUUAUCAAACAUGAUUGUGAGUCUUUGAAGAUGGCAAAAGGACACACAGUCAUCUUUACAGACCAGACUGGCAUGAGUGCAGCUGGACAUUUGAUGCUGGGAACAAUGGAUGUUCAUUAUCACUGGACCAAGCUUUUUGAAAUGUUACCCAGCUACUAUGUACUUCAGAGAAAGUUGCUGCAGCUACAGGAUCGAAUAAGCCAUCUUCUUGGUGGCAUAGAAAUAGUGCACAUUGAGGAACUGCAGCCAUUGUUGACCAUGGAAGAGCAUUACACUGUCCUUGAUUCAUUUUGUAAAAAGCUGCUUGAUAGAAGAGUGCCCAUUCACCCACGUAGUUUGCGUGGACUGCAAAUGAUUCUGGAAAAUGAUCGUUUUGUGCCACGUUUGCAUGAGAUGGGAUAUUUCAUCAUACCAGUUUUGUGUGAUCCCCCAUCUCUACAUUGGUUUCUCCUGACUCAUGCUCAAAAAGCAAGAGAAAAGCUAAAAAGGAAAGACGAGCUGAAAAUUAAGGAGCAAGAGUUAACCAAAGCAUGCAAAGACAGUGCAUCUCUAAGCAGACUGUAUAAGGAGCCCAGUGUAUCAUGUGAGCAGAUGAUCAACUGUUGUCACCGGUUAAUUGAGGAACCCUUGCCCAACCUGAUGGGAAUGCAUCUGUGUGUCUCUCACUACUAUUCUGUUCUUCAGGAUGGAGACUUAUGUAUUCCAUGGAACUGGAAGAGCUGAAAUGGUGCAUGAUGUGGUUGACAGCAAAAUGCCUAUUUAUAUGUUUUUAUGAAGCUAAUAUAAAGAUAUAUAUUAGCCUAGAACUACUGUAUUAAAACUAUUGGCUGUGACCAUUUUUCACCAUACGAAAGCCACCAUACAGACAUAAUUACAAGAUUUCCAGAAUACCUAUCAUUGCAAAGGACCUAAGAAAUGUUACCCUGGAUUCACAGUUUAGGAGGAUGUGUUUAAAUAUUAAAAAUAAACAUCUUUAUUUUCUUUAAAGUGUUCACUCAUUGUUUCAAGCAGGUUUU
Molecule: messenger RNA, 1993 nt
Organism: Hyla sarda
Lineage: Eukaryota; Metazoa; Chordata; Amphibia; Anura; Hylidae
Gene: TCAIM
Product: T cell activation inhibitor, mitochondrial
Exons: 11
Coding region: 231-1700 (489 amino acids)
Cellular component (GO): mitochondrion
Source: RefSeq, a predicted model, not a curated record